Neurospora hispaniola is the source of this 816-nucleotide messenger RNA. Its product is annotated as thioredoxin I. Gene Ontology annotation, molecular function: protein-disulfide reductase activity. Bases 123 to 506 code for a protein of 127 amino acids. Gene Ontology annotation, cellular component: cytosol. The transcript has a single exon. The record is from RefSeq and is a predicted model, not a curated record. Lineage: Eukaryota; Fungi; Ascomycota; Sordariomycetes; Sordariales; Sordariaceae.
GUGUAGUGUACAAUCCUUAUCGCCGGAGCUAUCUCCUACGGGCAGUUCAGGUUAACCGUGAAAAUUUGCAGCAAUCUACUUCGCCAUCGAUUCUCCCUCGACCGAACACAAACAUCAUCGCAAUGUCGGACGGCGUCAAGCACAUCAACUCGGCCCAGGAGUUUGCGAACCUCCUCAACACAACCCAGUACGUCGUCGCUGACUUCUACGCCGACUGGUGCGGGCCUUGCAAGGCCAUUGCGCCCAUGUAUGCCCAGUUUGCGAAGACCUUCUCCAUCCCCAACUUCCUCGCCUUUGCCAAGAUCAACGUCGAUAGCGUCCAGCAGGUUGCUCAGCACUACCGUGUCUCCGCCAUGCCCACCUUCCUCUUCUUCAAGAACGGCAAGCAGGUCGCCGUCAACGGUUCCGUCAUGAUCCAGGGCGCCGAUGUCAACAGUCUGCGGGCCGCUGCCGAGAAGAUGGGCCGUCUGGCAAAGGAGAAGGCUGCUGCCGCUGGCUCGUCGUGAGGUUCGGAAAGGAAAGAAAACAAGACGAAAGAGAUCAAAGGCAUACAGAGCAUCCAGUUGUGGAUCAAGUGUACAUACUACACUACAGCAUGGACAUUUGCGUCUGGCUAUUUUCGGCGGGGGUUGGAGAUCAGCUGUUGCUGAGUGAACCGAAUAGAAAACUGUCAGUUGUUCAGGUUAUGAUGUCAUGGGAUCUUCGGGCGACGGUCUGAUAAGUACCUCUACCAUGGAUGAUCACACCGUGACCCUUGAGCCCCAAUUUCUGCCAGAUACUUACUAUUAUAUACACUAUACCACUGGAUAGUACACA